Molecule: messenger RNA, 726 nt
Organism: Beta vulgaris subsp. vulgaris (sugar beet)
Lineage: Eukaryota; Viridiplantae; Streptophyta; Magnoliopsida; Caryophyllales; Amaranthaceae
Exons: 3
Coding region: 1-726 (241 amino acids)
Source: RefSeq, a predicted model, not a curated record
AUGAGAUUGGAGGAAGAUGAUGCCAUUCUUAACACUAUAUCAAUGCGACGAGAGCCAGAGACUCCUAUGGACCGGAAGGCUUUCGUUCCCAAAAAGAACAAUUGGCGAAGCCACCCGUAUGGUCGCUCAAAUCAGUUACCAAGGGAUCAGAACACACAGGCGGAUGCAUUGGCCAAUCUUGGAUCCUCGUUAAGGGACAUUUCGUUUACCUCCAUCCCUAUAGUUCACUUAGCAACCCCUGCUGUUGCUAGGAAUGCUGGGGAUGUUGUCGCAACGGCGAGCGAACAGGUUCAAAGCAACCACAAAGUUGUUAAUAAUCCUGCAACUAUUAGCGACCCCUGUGCCGAGGAGGUAAAUAUCAGUUGGACAAAGCCACUUUACGAUUUUCUUGCUAACGAUGUACUUCCAACAGAUAAGGCAGAGGCACACAGAAUUCGAUUUAAAGCGUCGCGAUACAUACUCAUUCAAGGAGUGCUGUUCAAAAAGUCUGCUGCAGGCCCCUACUUGCGUUGCUUAGAGAAGGAUCAAUGGGGGCAAGUUUUGAAGGACAUGCAUGAAGGCACUUGUGGAAAUCAUUCAGGCGGACGCAACUUAUCCAAUAGAGUAUUGCGCAUGGGGUAUUAUUGGCCAACGAUGAGAGAAGACACGAUAAGGGAAACUGUCCCCGCUCGUCUCGUCAACAUUCCGACGAUUUCUUAUCAAACACCAGGCAGACUUGCAUUUUAG